UGCAUAAUGUUGGCCGUCAGAGUUACGCGGAAAGGGUUCCCCUGCACCAACCCCCACUCGUACGGAAGGCAAGAAGCGGCAUCGCGGAGAAGCGGUGAUUUUAGAAAUCACUGUAUUGUCCUUAAACCACAGCCUUGGUAGCAAGCUAGUUUUAAGUGUUUUCUGGUUGAUCCACUAGGUUAUUACUUAUCCAAUUUACCACAGAUGACUUGACAUCACACGCCCGGAUCAAAACAUAGUGAAAUCUUUCACCAACGCCUUCUCUUGCUCCUCUUGGCCCAAGAGAUAAAACACAGAUUAAUCAGUGAGCUAGAUAGCUCUGGAGGCUCUCGGUGAUGUGACAGCAUCCUGAGGUCUUUACAAUACGCAAACCCACCCAACACCCUUUCGGCCUCAUCUAGCCUCCAAUACCCUUUAUAAUUUCCUGUACCGUUCCUCCUUGGUUAUCAGAACAGUCUGAUCCCUUUUCCUGCUUGGAGCAGACCACAUUCCCACCCUAGCAUUUGACAUGAGAGAGAUGGUAUAGCUGACACACACAAAGCCCAGGGGUCAGAAGAGACCCAAACUUUCGAGGUAGCUGGCCUGACAACAGGCUCAAGGGGCAAAUGUUGAAUACUAUCAAAACGUCUGCAUCUCUGUUCAGGAAUUUUCAUUAUAGAUCCAAUGAUAGAGAUAGCAACUGCAGAAGAACAGGGAUAUUUACCCCAUAUCUGUAGAAGCUAAGUGAAAACGCAUGCUGCAAUAGAACGGUGACUAUGACACCAUGCAACCAUACAGUGGGGUGCCUGGCUGUUUAAGAGGUGCAGAUCAUUACUUGGGGGUACGGCAUGCAGAAGACAAGUGCAUCCAGGGAGCUCACAGGCCACCUGACCUAGAUCAGUCAGUGAACUUCAGGCUCAAGGAAAGACAUCAGUAGGAACUCGCCACAGCUAUUUUUUUUCAAACCGAAGAAACUGAUUCUUCUACGGCAGGCUGUGAAAUGAACGACGCUGUGUAGAACUGAAACUAGAACACCACGCCUGGUAACAAGACGGAACCGUGUGCUGUGAAAUCUUGUCGCAGUUGAACAUGUUUCUGUUCAAGAAAGCAGGCCAUUCUUUGGGGAGAGGGUUGAGAAAAAAAAAGAUAUGGAAGUUGGGGUCAGGAGAUCUUGCAUGUGUUGACCAUGUAUGCUGGGCCCCGUGUAUUAAGAAGCAUAGCAUCGAGCUGAGCAAGAUGCCCAAAGGAAAGAAGGCCAAGGGGAAGAAGGUGGCCCCGGCCCCUGCCGUGGUCAAGAAACGAGAGGCCCAAAAGGUGGUCAAUCCUUUGAGAAGAGGCCUAAGAACUUCGGCAUUGGGCAGGACAUCCAGCCCAAAAGAAAUCUCACACGCUUCGUCAAAUGGCCCCCCUACAUCAGGCUGCAGCGGCAAAGAGCCAUCCUCUAUAAGCGGCUCAAAGUACCUCCUGCCAUCAACCAGUUCACCCAGGCCCUGGACAGGCAGACAGCGACUCAGCUGCUUAAGCUCACCCACAAGUACAGGCCAGAGACAAAGCAGGAGAAGAAGCAGAGGCUGCUGGCCCGCGCUGAGAAGAAAGCUGCUGGCAAAGGGGACAUCCCAACUAAGAGACCACCUGUCCUCUGAGCAGGGGUCAAUACAGUCACCACCUCGGUGGAGAACAAGAAGGCUCAGCUGGUGGUGACUGCCCAUGAUGUAGACCCCAUUGAGCUGGUGGUUUUCCUGCCUGCCCUUUGUCGAAAGAUGGGGGUGCCCUACUGCAUCAUCAAGGGGAAGGCCAGAUUGGGGCACCUGGUCCACAGGAAGACGUGCACCACUGUUGCCUUCACACAGGUUAACUCAGAAGACAAGGGUGCUCUGGCUAAGCUGGUGGAAGCUAUUAGGACCAAUUAUAAUGACAGAUAUGACGAGAUCCACCACCACUGGGGAGGCAACGUCCUGGGUCCUAAGUCUGUGGCUCGCACUGCCAAGCUGGAAAAGGCAAAGGCUAAAGAACUCGCCACUAAGCUGGGUUAAAUGUACACUUAAGUUUUCUGUACAUAAAUAUAAUUACAAAAUUUAAAAAAAAAGCACAGCAUCUUGUUGUUGUGGAGAUUAAAUAAGAAACCACGGGCUCGCUCACACUUCGCCGCCGGCUUAUACUGCGUUUCUUUCCGCUGCUCCGUCGUCCCGUCCUCUGCCGAUCGCAAUGGAAGAAGAAAUCGCCGCCCUCGUCAUUGACAAUGGCUCCGGCAUGUGCAAAGCUGGCUUUGCUGGGGACGACGCCCCCAGGGCCGUGUUUCCUUCCAUCGUCGGGCGCCCCCGACACCAGGGUGUCAUGGUGGGCAUGGGCCAGAAAGACUCGUACGUGGGUGAUGAGGCCCAGAGCAAGAGGGGUAUUCUGACCCUGAAGUACCCUAAUGAGCACGGCAUUGUCACCAACUGGGACGACAUGGAGAAGAUCUGGCACCACACCUUCUACAACGAGCUGCGUGUGGCCCCUGAGGAGCACCCGGUGCUUCUGACCGAGGCCCCCCUGAACCCCAAAGCUAACAGAGAGAAGAUGACGCAGAUAAUGUUUGAAACCUUCAAUACCCCAGCCAUGUACGUGGCCAUUCAGGCGGUGCUCUCCUUGUAUGCAUCUGGGCGUACCACUGGCAUUGUCAUGGACUCUGGUGACGGGGUCACACACACAGUGCCCAUCUAUGAGGGCUACGCCCUUCCCCACGCCAUCUUGCGUCUGGACCUGGCUGGCCGGGACCUGACAGACUACCUCAUGAAGAUCCUGACUGAAAGGGGCUACAGCUUUACCACCACUGCUGAGAGGGAAAUUGUUCGUGACAUAAAGGAGAAGCUGUGCUAUGUUGCCCUGGAUUUUGAGCAAGAAAUGGCUACUGCUGCAUCAUCUUCCUCUUUGGAGAAGAGUUAUGAGCUGCCUGAUGGGCAGGUGAUCACCAUUGGCAAUGAGCGCUUCCGGUGUCCAGAGGCUCUCUUCCAGCCUUCCUUCCUGGGCAUGGAGUCCUGUGGCAUCCACGAGACCACCUUCAACUCCAUCAUGAAGUGUGAUGUGGACAUCCGCAAAGACCUGUAUGCCAACACAGUGCUGUCUGGUGGUACCACCAUGUAUCCAGGCAUUGCUGACAGGAUGCAGAAGGAGAUCACAGCCCUGGCUCCCAGCACAAUGAAGAUUAAGAUCAUUGCUCCUCCUGAACGCAAGUACUCAGUCUGGAUUGGCGGCUCCAUCCUGGCCUCACUGUCCACCUUCCAGCAGAUGUGGAUCAGCAAGCAGGAGUAUGAUGAGUCAGGCCCCUCCAUUGUCCACCGCAAAUGCUUCUAGAUGGACUGAGCAGGUGCCAGGCAUCUGCUGCAUGAGCUGAUUCUGAAGUAUCGAUUUGCCCUGGCAAAUGUACACACCUCAUGCUAGCCUCGUGAAACUGGAAUAAGCCUUUGAAAAGAAAUUUGUCCUUGAAGCCUGUAUCUGAUAUCAGCACUGGAUCGUAGAACUUGUUGCCGAUUUUUGACCUUGUAUUCAAGUUAACUGUUCCCUUGGUAUAUGUUUAAUACCCUGUGCAUAUCUUGAUUUAGUCCUUAGUUCAUGUGGCUCGGUCACUUGGUGGCUGGGGAGAUCUGUGGAAAAGUCAGUCAGUCCCCAGCCUAGUGGAUCUCUGUGAGCACCAUGUAGUGAUCUGUGCAGGGUAUUAACCAACAGCAGACUUCCAGGAUUUCCCGAGGCUGGCAAGGGUUCCUGAACUAGUUACCACUUCUUUUCUUGCCAGUCUAACAGGGUGGGAAAGUCCGAGCCUUAGGACCCAGUUUCUGUUCUGGUUUUUUCCCUCCUGACCGCCAUGGGUUGUUACUUGCCUUGAGUUGGGAACGUUUGCAUUGACACCUGUAAAUGUAUUCAUCCUUUUAAUUUAUGUAAGGUUUUUGUACUCAAUUCUUUAAGAAAUGACAAAUUUUGGUUUUCUACUGUUCAGUGAGAACAUUAGGCCCCAGCAACACGUCAUUGUGUAAAGAGAAAUAAAAGUGCUGCAGUAAAAAAAAAAAAAAAAAAAAAAAAAAAGAAA
This is a messenger RNA of Rattus norvegicus (Norway rat), 4042 nucleotides long. The record is from RefSeq and is a predicted model, not a curated record. NCBI's taxonomy places the organism in Eukaryota, Metazoa, Chordata, Mammalia, Rodentia, Muridae.